Salvia hispanica is the source of this 1728-nucleotide messenger RNA. Its product is annotated as putative protein phosphatase 2C 33. Lineage: Eukaryota; Viridiplantae; Streptophyta; Magnoliopsida; Lamiales; Lamiaceae. Gene Ontology annotation, biological process: protein dephosphorylation. Gene Ontology annotation, molecular function: protein serine/threonine phosphatase activity. The record is from RefSeq and is a predicted model, not a curated record.
CUUUAACAAACCCAUUAUUAGCCCACAAACUUUAGAUAAGAUCAGAUUCCUCGCUUGACGCAACAAUUUGACCACCUGCUUAUAUAAUCCGAGCUCGAUUAAUUUUGAGUGCAGAGUAAGAUCAUAAUCUGUGAUUCACGGAUCGGAAAGGCUUUGAUUGUGAUAAUUAGCAAAUGCUGAUUUGAGAUUUAAACACAGAGAGCAGUGGGGCGAAGUGCGUGGUUGGCCUGGAGCGUGUAUUCGAUAUUAUCGUCAACGAUGGGAGCCUGCUUUUCCUGCAAAAGCAAAAGUAGGAGGGCUAAGGAGGAGAUGUUGCGGAAGAAUCGUAAGCGCAAGUACUUGAAUGAUUUCUCCAUGGUGUCUAAGAAAAUGACAUCCUUUAAGGAGGAUAGGUUGCACAGGAAUAAUGACCGGAUGUUCUUGAAUGGGUCGAGUGAGACUGCCUCCCUCUUUCUACAGAAAGGCGAUAAAGGGGUCAAUCAAGACGCCAUGAUUGUUUGGGAGAACUUUGGUUCGAGAGCAGACACGACCUUCUGUGGGGUCUUUGAUGGCCAUGGCCCUUCUGGCCAUAUGGUUUCUAAACGUGUCCGAAAUUUUCUUCCUAUGAAGCUGAGUGAACACUGGGAAGACAAUAGGAAAUCUGUAAGCAAUUCUGAGAUCUUUGACUCGGUGAAAGAGACUUUUCUCGAUGUCUUUGAGUUCACGGACAAAGAGUUGAGAGAUGACCCGUAUUUUGAUUGCGUCUGUAGUGGAAGUACUGCAGUGGCCCUGGUGAAACAGGGUCAAGAUCUUAUAAUCGGAUAUAUUGGGAACUCGAGAGCUGUACUAGGGAUGAGAGGCGCGAAUAAUGGAUUCAUUCCAGUGCAGUUGACUGUGGAUCUCAAGCCUGACCUUCCUGCGGAAAAAAAAAGGAUCCGGAAAUGCAAAGGUCGUAUAUUUGCCCUACGGGAUGAACCUAAGGUGGCAAGAGUGUGGCUUCCACACAGCAACACUCCCGGCCUUACCAUGUCGCGUGUGUUUGGUGAUUUCUGUCUCAAGGAUUACGGCGUCAUAUCCGUGCCUGAAAUCACCCACAGACGCAUCAUUGAUGACGACGAGUUUGUAGUCUUAGCAACACAUGGGGUAUGGGCCGUGCUGUCAAACAAGGACGUGGUAAAUAUCGUGGGCACUUGCCCUACACGCUCAUAUGCAGCUCGAGCAGUAGUCGAAGCAGCAGUUAAAGAAUGGAGUUAUAGGUAUCCAACUUCAAAGGUUGAAGACUGUGCAGUGGUCUGCCUCUUUCUCAACUCAGAGGAGUCUUCCACCUCGAGCGCCAAAUCCACCACGCCUAAAGCGGACAAAUCCAAAAACUAUCCCGAUCCUUGUGAACUCAACCGUAGUGACACAACCAAAACAGGCUGUGGGGCAAUUGAGGAAGGAUAGAGGAUAAGAGUUUCAUGUUUGUUGAAAGUCCGACAUUGGUGGCGUCACGAAGCACGUGGAAAUGAGGAUGAAGGCAAGACGCGUUGCUCUUGUCCAGCGCAGUUUGUCGAGCGAUCGCAAACAAGGCAUUUGAGAUAGGGUUUGUGAAUAUCUUCAUACAUAUGGUGAAAUGUAAGUACAUAGAUAGAAUUUGAAUUUUGCAUUCAUCCGAGCAAGUCUCUAUUGUUUUGGUUUUGAGAUUUGACUCUCUUCCCAUUGUUCAAAGCCUUUUCAUCAAUAAUAUGUUAUCAUCCUUUCUUACUUAAA